Messenger RNA from Plasmopara halstedii, 393 nucleotides. RefSeq lists its product as uncharacterized. The transcript has a single exon. Bases 1 to 393 code for a protein of 130 amino acids. The record is from RefSeq and is a predicted model, not a curated record. Lineage: Eukaryota; Oomycota; Peronosporomycetes; Peronosporales; Peronosporaceae.
AUGAAGCCAACCGGCCUCGUUGUCUGCGAGUUGGAGUGUGAAGUUGAGGACCCCUAUUCGCUGGUGUACCAUUUUCCUGUAUCGCCAAAUUGCUAUGAUAUUCUUCGCGAUAAGGGUUUUGACUCAACCCUUCCACCUGAUAUUGAUCUGCAAGCUGGUGAGCAAGACGGAGAUGACGAUGGAAUGGUCACCCCAGUAUCUGGCUUUACUGCUUCGUCUGACCUUUUACCGUAUGAGGAGGAGGCUCGUACACUAAAACGUGUUAGUACCCUCGCUCAUGAAGUAGAACAAGUUUUGAUAGAAGAAGUUCGACACGUCAUCGAUGAGUUCAUCGAACAAGAUGUUCUCAGAAUGACAAGUCACGAAGACGUCCUAGUCGCUAUCCAAGCAUAA